Messenger RNA from Alosa alosa (allis shad), 2675 nucleotides. It is a transcript of the gene coro2ab, whose product is annotated as coronin 2Ab. Gene Ontology annotation, biological process: actin filament organization. Gene Ontology annotation, molecular function: actin filament binding. NCBI's taxonomy places the organism in Eukaryota, Metazoa, Chordata, Actinopteri, Clupeiformes, Clupeidae. The record is from RefSeq and is a predicted model, not a curated record.
AUGUCAUGGCAACCGCCCUAUCACAGCUCAAAAUUCCGUCAUGUGUUUGCAAAGCCCGCCUCUCGUGAGAACCACUACACUGGCCUGCCAAGGACAGGACAGGUGUAUUCUGUCAAAGCUUUCAUGGUGACAGAAUGUGCUGGUGGCGGGGCCUUCCUAGUCAUCUCCAUCUAUCACAGAGGACGAGUGGACCCCCAGCACAGCCGUGUGUGUGGUCACCAUGGCCGAGUGUUAGAUGUGAGGUGGGACCCAUUCAGUGACCUGCGCAUUGCCUCCUGCUCAGAAGACUGCACGGUAAAGGUAUGGAACAUCCCACCUCAGGGUUUAAGAGAGAACAUUGUCAGGCCCGUGAAGGACCUGCGAGGACACACCCGUCGGGUGGGGCUUAUCGAGUGGCAUCCAAUUGCCAAAGACAUCCUGCUCAGCUCAGCCUAUGACUACAAGGUUCUGAUAUGGCGGCUGGACGGGGCAGGGUGUGUCUGUCGGCGGCCGGUCCGUGUGAUUGGGGUCCACUCAGACAUAGUGCUCUGCCUCAGCUUCAACACAGACGGCAGCAGAAUGGCCACCACCUGCAGAGACAGGACCAUUCGUAUCAUACACACACUCAGCGGACAAGUGCUGCAGCGUUCGAGUGUGUGUUCCCACCGGCCCUGUAAGGUGGUGUUUGCAUCUGAGCUGCAGCUGCUGGUGACCACUGGAGCCUCCUACUGGAACCAGAGACAGAUCGCUGUCUGGGACUCAGAGGAUCUUACUGCACCAUUGUGGGAGGAGGAUUUAGAUGGAGAGUCUGGAGUUCUCUUCCCCUUCUUUGACCCUGAUACACACAUGAUCUUCUUGGCCGGAAAGGGUGAUGGGAAUACCCGCUUCUUUGACCUUAGCUCUGUCAAGCCUUACCUGCACUACUUGGCUGAGUACAGAUCACCACUACCACAGAGAAGCUUGGCGGUGAUGCCCAAGCGUGGCCUGGAUGUGAGCAUAUGUGAGGUCUUCCGUUUCUACCGUGUGGUGGGAGUAAAAGACCUGCUUGAGCCCCUCUCUCUUAUUGUCCCACGCAGGGCGGAAGGCUUCCAGGAUGAUCUCUACCCUCCCACUGCAGCAAAUGAACCUGCUCUAACGGCUGACCAGUGGGUGGAGGGACAUACCAGAGGUCCAUUGCUGAUGUCCCUGAGGCCUGGGACUGAAAUACAGAACCCGUACCCAGCACCAGAACCUGUUUCCAGGCCAGACUUUAGCAGAGAGUCCCUCAGCCCCCUCACCCAGCUCCAACCAAUGGAAACCCACUACUCAGAGCAACCGGCCAAUCACAGCGCAGCGUACAUCUAUGACAUCAGUGAUCUGUCAGAAUGGCAGGAGGACGACACACACACCCUGAAGACACAGUCCAUGGAGACACACUCGCUUGACUGGGGUGUCACACACACCGCCAGCUCUUCACACACCCACACACACAGCGGAGCAGAAAUGCUAAAUAUGGCCGAACCACUCGCACCCGCAGUGCCUGGACACACACACAACGCAGAUGUUCACACAGCACUGCCGGGAGUGCACAGCUCACACACAAACACACACACUCUCUCACACACAGUAGUGUUACCAGCCACAGACAUGCACCUGUUGUUAGAGACACAACACAAUGCACAGGGGAACUCACAAAGCAUUCUCCAUUCUCCCACACACUCCACUCUGGUCUGGUGUGAAUCCCCAGUGUAUACACCACCCAGCAUAGAUGAUGAGCUGUUGUGUGUGUUCUACAGACAGUGUGAGGAGCUGAGGUCUUUACGGGCAGAGCUUCAAAAGAAGGACAUGCGCAUCAACCAGCUGGAGCAGGACAUCACUCACCUGCGCAACACACACACACACUCCAACUUCACCCCCCCUCACGCCGCACACACACACCUGCGACAUCCUCACACACUCACGGCAGUACCACUCACUGAUCGUACGCAACACACACACACACAGGGAGUGUGCUUUCCCACCCAGCGGGUACACUACACAGGGCACAGUCACGCACGCCCAACAGCAAUGCCAGCCCAGAUACCCAGAUGCCCAGCCAAAACACACACUGAUCGAGCCCCCAGCCCCCGAACAUCCUGCUGACACACACACACACACACACACAGAAUGAAAUAAAAGGACAGUCUCUCAACACAGUGCCCUGUGGUUUGAGGUCAGUCAGUUCUGUCGGAAGGGGGGAAAAAAAAGCAAUGCUACGUAGCUUGUGUUGUUCUGCUGUGGUGAGUGCAGCCAUUGCGGCUACAAAGACAUGCUAUUGGGGCAGAAUUAAGAUUGUGUUUGUGUUUGUUAAAGGGGCUAUGUUGAAUUCUAUAGGUUUGGAGUGGUCUCGAAUGCAUCAUUACGUUGACAAUAGACAAGAAUAUAAAGACAUUUUCCUAAAAAAGGGUUAUUUCUUCUUUAUGUUUAAAUGUUUUAAACUACAAAACAUCACAUAGUUCCUUUAAGGAGAAGCCUUGUAAAGAAAUCUCCUCAUGGAGGGAGGGUGGAACUGUUGUGCAGUGGCAGCAUCUGGCAGCAUGUACAGGUCUGAGCCUGAGAAACCCCCUUUGUUCAAGUCAUCUCUCCAUCCUAGCCUCCAUCUCUCCAUCCUAGCCUCCAUCUCUCAUUGAUCUGUCUUAUUUCCACUGUGCUGUAUAGAUAAAGGCAAGACAAAACAA